AUGGGAAUCCAGGCUGGGAGGAGCACGUCAACAGGUGGGAGUGCGGGAAUAUCUGGGAAUAUCUGGGAAUGUGGGAAUGGGAAUCCAGACUGGGAGGAGCACGUCAACAGGACGGGCUGGAGCAUGGCUCAGAACAAGCUGUUCAACAAGAUCCACAAAGCUCUGCAGUCGGACCGGCUGGCCCGGCUGGCCAACGAGGGGGCCUGCAACGAGCCGGUGCUGCGCCGGAUCGCGGUGGAUAAAUGCGCCCGCCGCGUGCGCCAGGCCCUGGCCAGCGUCAACUGGGACACCAAACUCAUCCAGUGGCUCCACACCACGCUGGUGGAGACCCUCAGCCUGCCCGUGCUGGCUGCUUACCUGGACGCCCUGCAGACCCUGAAAGGAAAGAUUCCCGCGUUGAUCGAUAGGAUGUUGGUGUCCUCCACGGCCAAGACGGGAGCGGCGGGGGCUGAGGCGCUGUCACUGCUGCUCAAGAGGCCCUGGGACCCGGCUGUGGGUGUUCUGUCCCAUAAUAAACCUAGCAAACUGCCGGGCUCGCCGCUGAUCCUCAUCGCGUCCUCCGGCCCCGCCAGCUCCGUGUUCCCCACGUCCCGACGGCAGCGCUUCUGGCAGUCGCAGCUCUCCUGCCUGGGGAAG
Cyanistes caeruleus (blue tit) is the source of this 636-nucleotide messenger RNA. The record is from RefSeq and is a predicted model, not a curated record. NCBI's taxonomy places the organism in Eukaryota, Metazoa, Chordata, Aves, Passeriformes, Paridae.